AUGCAAAGCAGGACGGGCAUCACGCAUUACACUCCCAAUGUGGGCACGGGCGCCAUCAGGGCAGCACUUGUGAAGAAGCUGGCGGAAGAGAACGGGCUCACGUACGCUGCCAAUGAGAUUGUGGUCACUAAUGGGGCCAAGCAGGCCAUCUGGCAGAGCUUACUCGCCGUCUGCUCUCCCGGUGAUGAAGUGUUGAUACCUGCGCCCUUUUGGGUGAGCUACCCAGAGAUGGCCCGGCUGGCAGGAGCGGAGCCAAAGAUCAUAGACUGCGGCGCGGACGAGGGCUAUCUUCUGACGGCCGACCAGCUGAGAGCAGCGCUGACACCAGCCAGCCGCUUGCUCAUCCUGUGCACGCCCUCCAACCCCUCCGGCGCUGUCUACCCCCUCUCCAGACUACAGGAGCUGGCAGAGGUGGUGGCGGAGCACCCGCGGCUGAUGGUUCUGUCGGACGAGAUCUACGAGCACAUCAUCUACCCGCCAGCCGAGCACCACUCCUUCGCUGUCCUCCCCGGCAUGUGGCCGCGCACCUUCACCGUCAACGGAUUCUCCAAGGCCUUCGCCAUGACAGGUUGGCGUCUGGGCUAUCUGGCAGCGCCGCGGGACUUCGCAAAGGCGGCGGCGAUCGUGCAGAGCCAGACGACAUCGGGGGCGUCCAGCAUCGCGCAGCACGCUGCGCUGGCCGCGCUAGGCCUGGGCAAAGCGGGCGGGCAGCCCGUGGCAGCCAUGCGAGCAGCAUUCCAGGAGCGCAGAGAUUACGUGAUGGAGCGGCUGCAGAGGAUAGAGGGAGUGCGCGUGGCAGCACCGGACGGCGCCUUUUAUGUCCUGCCGGACCUAUCAGCGUUCUUCGGGACUGACGUGCACGCUGAUGACUUUGGUCCAAUCCCUGAUGCAGACACCCUCUGCAGGUAUAUUUUGGAGAAGGGGAAUGUGGCUCUGGUGCCUGGGGAUGCAUUUGGGGCGCCAGCGUGCCUGCGGAUAUCAUAUGCAGCCUCUCUGGAAACCCUGCAGAAAGGUCUGGACAGAAUAGAGGGGGCACUCACAUCUGCUGCUCUUCACAGACCGGCUCUUGCAGCUUCCCGGUAACAGUGCCGCUAUACGAUUGAUUUGCAUUGUUUUGGCUGGUUGGAAAGGCAGUCCAGGCACUAUCAGUACUGGAAAUACCACUGAUCAGACAUGUACAUUGUUACGUCACAAUAUUGGAAGAGCGCUCUGGCAUUGUGAAAUGAUCAUGGGUGAUCAGGAGUAUGAUACUAUCUGAGACGAGUGCACUGCCCUAAUGCCAUACAGUGUAUGAUCAUGCAAUAUGGUCAGCGAUAGCAUCACACAACGGCCAGUGCACAUCUUAAAGAGAAAAAGUCAUC
Messenger RNA from Coccomyxa subellipsoidea C-169, 1361 nucleotides. RefSeq names its product PLP-dependent transferase. Gene Ontology annotation, biological process: biosynthetic process. The coding region runs from base 1 to 1083 and encodes 360 amino acids. Gene Ontology annotation, molecular function: catalytic activity; pyridoxal phosphate binding. The transcript is spliced from 7 exons. The record is from RefSeq and is a predicted model, not a curated record. NCBI's taxonomy places the organism in Eukaryota, Viridiplantae, Chlorophyta, Trebouxiophyceae, Coccomyxaceae.